This is a messenger RNA of Cornus florida, 1667 nucleotides long. RefSeq names its product acetyl-CoA acetyltransferase 2. The coding region runs from base 184 to 1407 and encodes 407 amino acids. The transcript has 15 exons. Gene Ontology annotation, molecular function: acetyl-CoA C-acetyltransferase activity. NCBI's taxonomy places the organism in Eukaryota, Viridiplantae, Streptophyta, Magnoliopsida, Cornales, Cornaceae. Gene Ontology annotation, biological process: fatty acid beta-oxidation. The record is from RefSeq and is a predicted model, not a curated record.
UAUGAUACUCCGGUCAAUAAAAUCGGCAUUGUAGGAUUUUUCCGUAACUUGGUUCCACCUCUACCAUCUCUCUAUAUAUUGCACCUUGGUUCGAUUUGCUGUUUAACACCUCUCUCUAGCGCUCAGCUAUUGAUCAAACUCUGAAUUUCCACUGAGAGAGGUAUCUAUUUUCUAUACAUAAUAAUGGCUCCACCAGCAGCAGCAUCUUCGGAUUCUAUAAAGCCUAGAGAUGUUUGUAUUGUUGGUGUUGCACGUACACCAAUGGGUGGCUUUCUUGGUUCUCUUUCAUCAUUGCCAGCCACCAAGCUUGGAUCUUUAGCUAUUGAAAGUGCUCUUAAAAGGGCAACUGUUGACCCGUCACUUGUACAAGAAGUUUUUUUUGGGAAUGUUCUCAGUGCAAAUUUAGGACAGGCUCCUGCAAGGCAAGCAGCAUUGGGUGCAGGAAUUCCUAAUACAGUUGUCUGCACCACCAUCAACAAAGUCUGUGCAUCAGGAAUGAAAGCAACAAUGCUUGCUGCUCAAAGUAUUCAGUUGGGCAUCAAUGACGUCGUUGUGGCUGGUGGCAUGGAAAGCAUGUCCAACGUGCCUAAAUACCUGGCGGAAGCAAGGAAGGGAUCUCGACUUGGACAUGAUUCUCUUGUUGAUGGAAUGUUGAAAGAUGGGUUGUGGGAUGCUUAUAAUGAUUUUGGCAUGGGAGUUUGUGCUGAAUUAUGUGCUGAUCAACAUGCAGUAUCAAGAGAGGAGCAGGAUAAUUAUGCCAUUCAGAGCUUUGAGCGUGGUAUUGCUGCUCAAGAAGGUGGUGCCUUUGCAUGGGAAAUAGUUCCGGUUGAAGUUUCUGGGGGAAGAGGAAAACCAUCAACAAUUGUUGACAAGGAUGAUGGACUAGGAAAGUUUGAUGCUGCAAAAUUGAGGAAGCUCCGACCAAGUUUUAAAGAGAGUGGUGGUUCUGUUACUGCUGGCAAUGCUUCUAAUAUAAGUGAUGGUGCUGCUGCACUAGUCUUAGUGAGUGGGGAGAAGGCACUCAAGCUUGGGCUGGAAGUGAUUGCAAAGAUCACAGGAUAUGCGGAUGCCGCUCAGGCUCCAGAAUUAUUUACAACUGCUCCGGCUCUCGCAAUCCCAAAAGCUAUUUCAAAUGCCGGGUUGGACGCUUCUCAAGUUGAUUACUAUGAAAUAAAUGAAGCCUUUGCAGUUGUGGCACUUGCUAAUCAAAAACUUCUUGGACUUAAUCCAGAAAAAGUUAACAUACAUGGUGGAGCUGUAUCUUUGGGACAUCCUCUAGGUUGCAGCGGAGCUCGCAUAUUGGUCACACUUUUGGGGGUACUGAGGCAGAAGAAUGGGAAAUAUGGAGUUGGUGGUGUAUGCAAUGGGGGCGGGGGUGCAUCAGCCCUUGUCAUAGAGCUUUUAUAAGCCUGUCUUAUUUGCGGUCAGAUAUGAGGGUGGGCUCUUCUAAAGGAUGAAAAUCUCGUCGCCAUUGAAGUUAGAUCCAGUAGGAAAUAUAUAUUUCAGUACCCUCUCUCUCUCUCUCUCCACCUCCCUCUCCGGCGGGCUGCCUCAAUGCAUAAUCAUCAUUUAAUAUAUGAUGAUCAAUGAUAUGAUUGUAAUUGUUGUCAUUGGAGUGUUACCAUAUCAAUUAUAACUAUUUAGUGAAUGAUGUGGAUUCUACCCAA